AUGAAAAAAGUGUCGAUCAACCAAAUAGUAUCAAAAUGUCAGGGACGAGAAAAGGAGGAAAAGCAAAAGCAAAGGCAAAGUCUAGGUCAUCCCGUGCCGGGACUUCAGUUCCCAGUCGGGUCGUAUCCACAGACUUUGAGGAAAGGAAACUAUGCCGAGAGAGUUGGUGCCGGUGCACCAGUGUACCUCGCAGCUGUCUUAGAAUACUUAGCAGCUGAAGUAUUGGAGUUGGCAGGAAACGCCGCUCGUGACAACAAGAAGAGCAGAAUCAUUCCCCGUCAUCUCCAGUUGGCCAUCAGAAACGACGAAGAGUUGAACAAACUCUUGUCUGGUGUCACCAUUGCCCAGGGAGGUGUUUUACCAAACAUCCAGGCUGUACUUCUGCCAAAGAAGACCCAGAAAGCUGCCAAGUAA
Messenger RNA from Mytilus trossulus (common blue mussel), 414 nucleotides. Its product is annotated as histone H2A, sperm-like. Lineage: Eukaryota; Metazoa; Mollusca; Bivalvia; Mytilida; Mytilidae. The coding region runs from base 1 to 414 and encodes 137 amino acids. Gene Ontology annotation, molecular function: DNA binding; protein heterodimerization activity; structural constituent of chromatin. The record is from RefSeq and is a predicted model, not a curated record. Gene Ontology annotation, cellular component: chromatin; nucleosome. The transcript has 2 exons. Gene Ontology annotation, biological process: heterochromatin formation.